This is a messenger RNA of Rhizoctonia solani, 417 nucleotides long. RefSeq names its product RNA recognition motif protein. Gene Ontology annotation, molecular function: RNA binding. The record is from RefSeq and is a predicted model, not a curated record. NCBI's taxonomy places the organism in Eukaryota, Fungi, Basidiomycota, Agaricomycetes, Cantharellales, Ceratobasidiaceae. The coding region runs from base 1 to 417 and encodes 138 amino acids. The transcript has 5 exons.
AUGGACUUUGACGGGACAAAGCGAAAGCAAACAAUAUAUGUCGGAGGCCUACACGAAGACUCCAAUGAAGCAGAACUGAUGGAGAUAUUCUCGGCUUUCGGUGAUAUACUUGACAUACAAAUUCCGCCAGCUCCAACCAUACAUAGAGAUCAGCCUCCCACGGGCCACCGUGGGUUUGCGUUUGUGACGUUCUCCUCACCUGCGGAUGCGCAAGACGCGAUAGACAACAUGGACCUCAACGUUGUCCACGGCAAAGUGGUUAAAGUUAAUCUUGCUAAAGCCAUGAAGGUAGAGGCGAACCCGAAUCGUGCCGUGUGGGAGUCCGAGGAAUGGCUCAAGGAACAUGCAAAACCACUGGACGAAAGCAGCGGACAAGGCGUACGCGCUUCCACACGGGAGGACGCAAUGGAAGAAUAA